Molecule: messenger RNA, 1341 nt
Organism: Ceratitis capitata (Mediterranean fruit fly)
Lineage: Eukaryota; Metazoa; Arthropoda; Insecta; Diptera; Tephritidae
Gene: Sc2
Product: very-long-chain enoyl-CoA reductase
Exons: 5
Coding region: 163-1068 (301 amino acids)
Biological process (GO): very long-chain fatty acid biosynthetic process
Molecular function (GO): oxidoreductase activity, acting on the CH-CH group of donors; protein binding
Source: RefSeq, a predicted model, not a curated record
UUAUAACUUCGAAAUUUUCUUAGCACACGAUUUGUGCAAAGCGCAUUAGUGAAAAUAGUGCAGUGUGAUUCGGACGGAAGUUUCAGUUUACUGUAAAUAAAAUUUUACAAAUAAGUGCACAGUUUGUGUCAAUAAGUUCGCUACUUAUUUGCAUAUUAAAUAAUGGAUAUUGAAAUUUUAUCAACCACAGGCUCCAAAUCUUUUGGAAAAUGCCAAGUGCCACCUACCACUACCAUUGGUGAAUUGCGUUACAUUAUUAAUAAGCAGUAUCGGAAUACACCGGCACCUGAAAGGCAGUCACUGCGCUUGGAGCCCCGUGGCAAAGCACUUAAGGAAACUGAUACUGUUGAGGACGCAAAUGUUGGAAAAUCUAAUAAGAUUUAUAUUAAAGAUCUGGGACCACAAAUUGGUUGGAAGACUGUAUUUUUAGCCGAGUAUGCCGGCCCAUUAUUCGUUUACCUAAUCUUCUAUGCUCGCCCGAGUUUUAUCUACGGUGACGCAGCAGAUACACCAAUGUCUUUAACGGCACAUAUUGCAGCUGGCUGCUAUGUCGUACAUUACCUUAAACGGAUUUUGGAGACUAUUUUCGUGCAUCGCUUCUCACAUGCUACUAUGCCCAUACGUAAUCUAUUCAAAAAUUGCAGCUACUACUGGGGAUUCACUGCUUAUGUUUCUUAUCACGUUAACCACCCAUUAUAUACCAGUCCUUGUUGCUUGCAAGUCUGGGGCUCAUUGGCUGCCUUUGCGAUAUGCGAACUCGGUAACUAUUCUAUACAUAUUGCUUUGCGCAAUUUACGUCCGCCGGGCACAAAAGUACGUCGCAUUCCGGUACCUGAUGACAAUCCCUUUACCAAACUGUUCAACUUGGUGUCUUGUCCCAACUACACUUAUGAAAUUGGCUCCUGGGUAGCAUAUUCUUUAAUGACUCAAUGCCUACCGGCAUUGCUUUUUGCAAUUGCUGGCGCUUAUCAAAUGACCAUGUGGGCUUUGGGCAAACACCGUAACUAUAAGAAAGAGUUCAAAGACUAUCCCAAAGGUCGUCGUGCCAUAUUUCCAUUUGUGUUGUAAAUUGCUAGAAGCAAUUUGACAUGACAAAGAUGUUUAAAAAAUGAACAAAUUACAUUUCCAGUGCAAUAAAACUUGCAUUUUGAUUUAUAUAGAACAUUUACACAAAUUAAAUUAUAAUUGUCAUAGGUGUUAGAUUUAUUUUUAACCCGGUGUAGUUGAUGAUGUUUCGAAAUACAUACAUACUUGCUUAUAUGAAUAUGUAUAAUGCACAAAUUGUGCUUAACUGAUAACAAAUAAUAAUAAAAUGUAGUGGUUUUGUCAAAAAAAAAAAAA